AUGCUUCCUCGAGUGCACGUACUGACUCAAGGGCUGACCGCGGCACCAUCGCCGUUUGCGUGCACAGAUGAAGUGCCCCAGAUGAGCCGCGAGCCUCCUGCAGACCACUGCUACGACAACAAUUCCACGUGCUGCUGCAACUCCAUCUCGUUCGCGCUCAGCAUGCUGUGCCUGAAGCUUUAUGUCCUCCUAAGCUGCCAGUGGCUGGCGCAAGACGGUGCAAGCAUCGACGCCUCGUCCGGGGCAUAUUACCAGUACCGGUUGAGCGAUCAUGUCAGUUAUUGUGGAGACGGGACAAACCAAUCGCUCCCGAUGACCGUCCAGACUUCCGUAUGCGAGUCUGGCAUGCGAAUCGACGACGCGCUAUACACCAUGUUUUGGGCCGACGGGUCAUGCACCUCCUUCCGAAACCAAUGGUCGUUGGACGAUAUUACGCAUGGCAAUGGAACGUUCACACACUGCGGGAACGACAAUGAGGCACCACUGAGUACACCUUCCACCGUAGCUCCCGGGACUAGGGCCGACACGAUCCGGCAUGCAUCAACAAGCACGGACGCCUCGAGCACCACCACGACGCAGGCCUAUGCGAGCUCCGGCGCCCCAUAUGCUGUGCACAAGGUAAGCAUAGGUGCUAUCGUGGGCAGCAUCUUAGGCGCGGGACUGGCCCUCCUCGCGUUCUGCGCGGUCCUACGCAUGAGACGACAAAAGACCAAUACGCGUGCGCCGUACGACAGGCCGUCCAUGAUGAAACAAGAAACUGUGCAGCUCAGCCCAUAUUCUGCGCCAUUGGUGCCGUUGGGAACUGCGGUAGACAGUCGUGUACUGACACGGCCAGCGAGCAAACCACGCAUGGAGCUUCGAAGCAAAGAGCAUGUCCUAUCUCAUGCGAAUGCGGCCUCGGGCUCGGGCUCGGGCUUGGGCUCUCAGGCAGGUAUGGACGCGACGACGAUGACGCCUUUGUACACCGAGGAUGAGGACAACGUGGCAGGUGAUUUGCACAACGGAGAACGGGUAGAGUGUGCUUUGUUCACGCUGGGAGCGCUCGAGCCGGUUGAAGAUGCUGGGCAAGUCGAUACUGAGGAGUUUCCACCGCCGCCCGCGUACCGUAGCUCGUGGGGGUCUUCUUGA
This is a messenger RNA of Postia placenta MAD-698-R-SB12, 1128 nucleotides long. RefSeq lists its product as hypothetical. The transcript has 7 exons. The record is from RefSeq and is a predicted model, not a curated record. Lineage: Eukaryota; Fungi; Basidiomycota; Agaricomycetes; Polyporales; Adustoporiaceae. The coding region runs from base 1 to 1128 and encodes 375 amino acids.